AAACUCGACUCGGCACUCCAAAGUACACAGCCUCCGCGAUUGCAGUGGUGUGCUCUUUCGGUUGGGUUCCUGCCACCGUUGUCGCCUGAUAUUCAAUCAAGUGGUAACAGUCGGCCGUCAGAUCGGUGCUCAUUUUUCAACAAAAGGAAACGUCCAUCAUCCGCAGGACUCGCAGAUUUGUCUCUUCUGGUCCCGUCGGCACCAUGAAACUUACGUUGUUCACAUUAUUGGCCCUCUGUAUAAUUGCUGUCUGCAAAUCGGCUGAAGAGGAAUAUGAUUACGAAGAGGAGGCAGCAGCUGCGCCUCCGGUGACGCCGGCGCCAGCAAAGCCGGCAGGUGGUCGACUGGGAGGACUCUUGUCGCCGAGAGGACGUACCAACGUAGCAGCAGCAAAUGUGGGAAAAAAGAGAGCACCGGCGACUCAAUCAACAACGUCAAAGCCGGUGGAACAAGCACCCGAGGAAGACGCAGAUGCAGAAGACGAAGAAGUGCUCGAAGAAAGUCAAGAACACGAUGCUCCGACAACGACUACCGAAUCUACGAAAAAGCUUCGUAGUAACGGAGGCGUCAGGCCCUUCAGAUCAAACGAGGAUCUCUUAAAUGCUUUGAAAAGAAGAAGAGCCCAGAUUGGGUCUAGCAGUCAUUCGCGAGAAUCUGCGAGCACACAUUCCGCAGCAGAGCACACCACACCCAAGUCAAAAGUCACAACCACAAAUAAUCGUAGCAAGCCUAGCACAGGUGGUGAAGCGAGACCGUCAGGACGCGGUAGGUUCGGAGGAAAGGGAAGUAAGACUGUUCAAGAAGAAGUCGAGGAGACUCAGAGAGAAGAGAUUCAAGUGAAGCCUAAAGUCUCUCCUCGCAGGGGUUAAGUCAACUCCGGUCUACUUCGCGUUGAGAACUACCUAAAAAUUUGUUGAUUUCUCAGAAAUACAUCAAUUUCAAAUUCAACGUACAUUCAGCGCACAAUGUCAGUCUUUUUAGUUCUUUUUUUUUUUUAUUGCAAGGUUUAUAAUUGUAGCGAAACAAUUUCAAAUGUUUACGACAAUCGCGGAUUUUCGAGUGUCAUACUUUCCGCGUAUACGAAAACUUUCGAUAACUAACAUUAAAACAAUUUGGGCACGAGUUACAUGGAAGAGACAUCAUGUCUUUCUCGAAGACCGACAGCUUCGUUCACGUUUCUCGCGAAGUAUUGAAUACACUCUUAUAGCUCUCGUCGAUGAAGAAAUAUGUUGAAAGUGAGCGUAUCGAUUAUUUGCAAUAGGUGUUAACCCGAGAAAGACAGUUUUCUCCUUCGUUACUAAAUUUCGACCGAUGCGUCCGUGUUAGGAGAUACGAUGGAAAAGUGAUGUGUACAUAGCAAAACACCGCCGUCCGUCAAGUACUUAUAUAUAUAUAUAUAUAAAUAUAAAUCAACUAUUGUAUAAAUGUAAAUUAAUGUCACAAUAAAAUUUCUGGAAAGUUA
Messenger RNA from Pseudomyrmex gracilis, 1462 nucleotides. RefSeq lists its product as uncharacterized. The record is from RefSeq and is a predicted model, not a curated record. Bases 204 to 869 code for a protein of 221 amino acids. NCBI's taxonomy places the organism in Eukaryota, Metazoa, Arthropoda, Insecta, Hymenoptera, Formicidae. The transcript has 5 exons.